GUCGCUCGGUCUUGUCUCGCGCUCCCUCUAUCCGCGCCCUCGUUCAGAACAAAAAAAAAGAAAAAUAUACAAACGCCGAGUUCUUUGGGCCGAGAGACGGUACAGCUGCUUAGUCUUAAUCACCGCCAGAGAGUAGAGGUGCUCAAAAUGGACGCAAAGAUAGCCAAGAUAAAAAACUACAGGGGCCUUUGCGUCGCUCCAUUCACGCCUUUUGACAGUAAAGGCCACAUCGACAUCAACCUCAUCGACAAAUAUGUGAGCCUGCUGCAGAAGCAAAGUGUUACGGGGGCAUUUGUUAAUGGGUCGACUGGUGAAGGACUUUCACUAACCGUCGCAGAGAGAAAGAAACUGGCCGAUAGAUGGGUUGAAGCCUCCAAAGGAAAAUUGGACCUCGUUAUCGUUCAUGUGACGGCAGCGUCAAUAGUGGACACCCGAGAGCUCGCUACUCAUGCUGAAAGCCUGAAUGUGGACGCUAUUUCCAUUCUACCGCCGUUCUACUUCAGGUCUCCGUCCAUCGACCACCUGAUACGUUACGUCGAAGAAGUUUCUAAAGCUGCUCCAAACACACCGAUCAUCUACUACCAUAUUCCAGCGUUCACGUGCGUCGAUGUGCGCAUGACUGAAUUCCUACCAGAGGCAAGGCGACGCGUGCCGGCUUUGUGUGGAGCGAAGUACUCAUGCAGUGAACUGAGCGACUUGGCUGGGUUCUUGCGCGAAGACAAAGCUGACAUCAAAAUAUUCUUUGGAUUCGAAGAGAUGCUCCUUGCGGCUCUAGCUUUGGGUGUGACCGCAGCCAUUGGAGGGACAUUCACCUACCAGGGACAUCUUGCAAAGAAAAUUGUCGAUUUGUACGAGAAAGGUGACUUAGCCGGAGCACGCCAUCACCAGGACAAGCUGAAGCAUGGCAUCGAUACCCUCUGCAAUCAUGGUUUCUCUGUGGCUGCUCUGAAGGCUGCCGCCAACAAAGUCAGCGGGCUCAACUUCGGGGACACUCGAAUACCCGUCUGCCCCUUGCCCGAUGACAAAGCUGAGAAGCUUGCUGAGGAGAUUAGAGCCCUGGAUAUACUCAUCUGAUGCCAGCCUGAUGGCACAAAGUGUGCUUUUUUCCAUCGCCGAUAUUCAUGAAGCGCAAGUAAGGAAUGUAAUUGGUAAAAUGCGGCACGAGCCUCCGUUCUCACAAGAAGUGAAUGAAUAAAAUUUAUCUUAGUAAUUGCAUGUUUGUGCGAAAAACAGAAGGAGAAAAAACACGGACUUUAACCUUUAUGGUCAUAAUCAGGGAAAUCAAAUCAACGGUAUUGUGGCCAUCAAAAUUGCAUGCAGAAGGACAAUAUAUCACGAUUUAAAAAAGGCUAUGUAUAUGUAUGGUAAUAAAUAAAUAGGUUUACAUCGGUAUUAUUAAAAGCCAUCGGUAAGAUUAUAUUGCAUACAA
This is a messenger RNA of Dermacentor andersoni, 1429 nucleotides long. Its product is annotated as N-acetylneuraminate lyase-like. The record is from RefSeq and is a predicted model, not a curated record. Gene Ontology annotation, molecular function: lyase activity. Lineage: Eukaryota; Metazoa; Arthropoda; Arachnida; Ixodida; Ixodidae.